Messenger RNA from Danaus chrysippus (African queen), 1974 nucleotides. The record is from the annotation of a GenBank genome assembly. NCBI's taxonomy places the organism in Eukaryota, Metazoa, Arthropoda, Insecta, Lepidoptera, Nymphalidae.
AUGAGUAGACUGAGUGUUUUGGGCGGUGGAGAGGCUUGCGGUGCCCGGUGGACGCUCGGGGCACUGCUGCUAGCUCCUCUUGCCGCUGCUAACUCAAGCUAUUGUGCUGUCCUGGCAAUAAUACUGCUAGCUGCCUUCAUAACAUUAGCCACGUUUACGUCACGAGAUUUAAAGAGUCUGGAUGAACUGCUGCCACCAAAUAAAACUGUGAGGGGUCGGCGUGAGAGGAAUUUGAGAUCGUUUGCAGACUUCAUGGCGUUAUGGAUGUCGUUCUUAUCCCAUCUUGUUGCAGUAGCUGUAUGUGCUAGAAUCCUAAGUGCUACUGCAGAUCACGUUACCGCAGGACGUACAAGACGGUGGUUGUUUGGAUACGAAACAAGAUCAUUGGGUGAACCCUGGCCUGAUGUAUUAGGAGUCACUGUUGUUAUGAUUGUAUGCGCCAUGUUUAUGUGUGGCUUAGAGGAGAGCAUAAUGUUCACGUUUAUGCUAUUGGUGGUGCUAUAUAUCUUCAGCCAGUGCUUCGCAAUAUUUGGUUUGAUGAAUUUAGAUAUAACAAAUAUAAAAAUGCCCAUACCAAUAACUGUUUACGAGUUGUUUACAGCAGCUGCGCCUAUUUCCUAUGCUUUUGCCGUGGUUUUACCACCAAAGGAAGACGAGAGUUUAAAGAAGAAGAUUGUUGUAAUGAUUGUUUUACCUACAUUAUCAUUAGCCACUCUGUGUUUCCUUUACACAAAUAUGCUGAAGGGAACGACUAUUGACGCUGCGUUACCUGUAACAACUUUAUUAGAGGCUAGAGCUGCGGGAUGGAUUUGUCCUGUAUUAGCUGCCAUAACAGUAGCAGGGAUUUGUCUGGCUUUGACGGAACUCUGUCCGUUAUUGUUUAACGUACUAGUAACACUGGCAUCACCAGAAUGGAAAGUUCUCACGAGAUCCAUGACUUAUGAGAGUACUACAACAGGCAGUCCGGUCCUGGCAGUAUUUACUGCAGGAAGUCUUGCAGCAAUUCUAGCAUUUGCUUGUCCCUUGUCACAUAUGAUAACACUGAUGAAUGCCAGUCACUUACUUGGCAUUACAAUCCAGGCGUUUCAUUUUAUCGUAUUGCGAUGUGUGCCCACGGCCGAACAAAUGGAAGCUGGAGAUAUAGAAUACAAACGUCUCGGGAAUGAAACUACUGCACGUACAGCGAAAUGUUCUGAGAAAAAAGCAAAACGAGGUCUAUGGUUCAUACCGUCAGCUAUUCGUCAUACAAAAACCCUUGAAAGCAUAAAAUCUAAAGUCGGCAAAGAUCCAGAUGAUCGUGAAUGCCUUCUCCUAGACGAGUAUACAGGGUGUCCUACGGAGGAAAUAGAUCACGUGACCAGCGGCAGCAGCGGUACAAGAGUCAUCGCUCUGGCUGAAGAAGAAGACGUACAGUCUGAUAUAGAUGGCAGCGAUGCUGAAACCUCAGGAGAUGACUCCACUGAUAUCGAUGCGAUUGUUAAGGAAUACAGAGACAGAAUACAGGUAGUAACAGCAAUCCCAGAAGCUACUGUCCCUACACCACCCUGUAUUCGUGGAGCUAAGUGGUCAGCCGUAGGAGCAGCGGUACAAGUGAUAUCCGACGCUUUGAUAGCCAUCGGUUCCUGUAAAGAAAACCUGCGUAUACCCAUGUUCGCUAUUGGAGUGCCGUUAUGGUUAUGUGGGCUGUUGAUCAUAGCGUGGCAGCCGUCUCACAACAUAGGCAUCAAACGGCUCCAGACUAUACAAGCACCGCUCACAUUGAUAAUAUCUGUUUUACUACUGACUCCGUUACUCGUCAGUUCCUGGCCAGCUAUAAUACUCUUUGCGGGAGCAGGCGUAGUGAUAUACGCGCGAUGCGAGCGUUGGUGCGGAGACUUGGCCGUUCAUCAUGCACGUGGAGCCAUCGAGAAAAGACGAAGACAUGCUCCCUCAGCCAGACUCACCCACGUUGACACCGUUUAUAUAGCCAGAUGA